AUGUUUGAGGGCAGAAUCACUCCACACAAAAGUGAUUGUGAAAGGAAUUUAGGAUCAUAUUGUAGCCUGGCUGAACACAUUAUUCUCGCCCUAGUAGGAUCUGCAUUGUGUGCCCCUCAGGGUGUUCAACUAGUGAGGAUCAAUACCGCAAUCGAUGACAACUCUGGUCAGUAUAAACAGGAUAAUUCUGGAGCAUACAACGGUGAUGAUGGGCAAUACCAUCCUGAUGGUAGCGGUGCAUAUCGUGGAGAUAUCUUGAGACCUUACCAGGGAGUGAACAUAGUUGAAAAGCCAUACAUAUUGGCUCUGAUUGAGACAAAGGUCAAGUCAUUCACCAACACGACCUGUAUGCUUUGUCCUGGAUAUGAACUUCCGACACGUUCCAGGUUCAAUGGAGGUCUUCGCCUCUAUGCUGAAACGAAUCUCUCAUGUCAUAAAGAGAAACUUUCAAAACCAAAUGAGUUGAAUGUUAUGUGGUUCGAAGUUGAUAGCCUAAAACAGAUCCACUUAUCACCAGAUGAUUCAUCCUAUGAAGAACUCUCCAACGAGAGGUACUCGAGGAGACUCAUCUCUGAAAAUCAAUUUUCGCCACAUCCGUGGACUCAUCAAAAACAUCAUCUACAAACGGAAAAACCAGAUAUUCUGGCACUAACAGAAACUCAAGUGAACUCGUCCACCAACAAGGUCCACAUGCUCUGUCCUGGUUACGAACUCCAUUCUCGAUUCAGUUUUAAAGGUAGAGUCUGGAACCGAAAGACUUUGAUGGAAUGUGGUUCAAGCUAG
Molecule: messenger RNA, 783 nt
Organism: Phaedon cochleariae (mustard beetle)
Lineage: Eukaryota; Metazoa; Arthropoda; Insecta; Coleoptera; Chrysomelidae
Source: the annotation of a GenBank genome assembly